Aegilops tauschii subsp. strangulata is the source of this 1440-nucleotide messenger RNA. Its product is annotated as AT-hook motif nuclear-localized protein 18. The record is from RefSeq and is a predicted model, not a curated record. Gene Ontology annotation, cellular component: nucleus. Gene Ontology annotation, molecular function: minor groove of adenine-thymine-rich DNA binding; DNA-binding transcription factor activity. Lineage: Eukaryota; Viridiplantae; Streptophyta; Magnoliopsida; Poales; Poaceae. Gene Ontology annotation, biological process: vegetative to reproductive phase transition of meristem.
UGGGGGGAGAGUGAAGGAAAGGGGGCAGACCGCCGUUUCCUUUACAUCUUUUCCUUGCCGCAAUAUCAUACUCCAAUCCAACCACAGCUUUCCUUGCUUAAUAAUUUGGCAGUUCUUCUCCUCCCUCUUCUCCCACUUAUUUACUCCACCUUUGCUUUCGUUGCCACUGUUCCAUCUCGUAGGUUUCGUCGUCCCUUGCCACACGAGAGGUUUGUCUGUAGAUAAGAUAGAGGCGGAAUAAAGAAAAAAGCAAGAGAAACGAGAGAGAGCUGAGCAAGAAAGGAUAACCUAGCUAGCUAGGUCGGGAGCAUGGAUCCGGUUACUGCAUCCAUCCACGGUCACCAUCUUCCUCCACCCUUCAACACCCGUGAUUUCCAUCACCAUCUCCAGCAGCAGCAGCUGCAUCUCAAGUCGGAGGACGACCAUGGCGGCGGCUCUCCGUUCGGAGGCCACGGCACCAAGCACGGCCACGAGGAUGACGAGAACAGUGGCAACGGCAACGGCAGCGGCGGUGAGCUUGCUCUGAUUUCCCCUUCAGGUGGCGGACUGCAGGAUGGAGGCGAGAACGGAUCGCGCCGACCGAGGGGCCGCCCGGCCGGGUCCAAGAACAAGCCGAAGCCUCCAAUCAUCAUUACGCGGGACAGCGCUAACACGCUCCGGACGCACGUCAUGGAGGUCGCGGGCGGGUGCGACAUCUCCGAGAGCAUCACGGCGUUCGCCCGCCGCCGGCAACGCGGGGUCUGCGUGCUGAGCGGCGCGGGCACCGUGACCAACGUCACGCUGCGGCAGCCUGCCUCGCAGGGCGCGGUUGUCGCCCUCCACGGCCGGUUCGAGAUACUCUCACUGUCUGGCUCCUUCCUACCCCCUCCAGCACCACCGGAAGCCACGGGGCUCACCGUCUACCUUGCCGGCGGGAAGGGGCAGGUGGUGGGCGGCACCGUUGUCGGCUCGCUGACAGCCGCGGGGCCGGUGGUGAUAAUGUCAGCUUCCUUCGCGAACGCUGUCUACGAGCGAUUGCCGUUGGAGGAAGACGAGUUGCUUGCAGCGCAAGGGCAGGCAGACAGCACCGGGAUGCUGGCUGCGGGGCAGCAAGCAUCUCAGAUGGCCGGCGGAGACGUGGAUCCAAGCCUCUUCGAAGGGCUGCCACCGAACCUCCUCGGCAACGUGCAGCUCCCGCCUGAAGCCGCCGGCUACAGAUGGAACCCAGGCACAGCCGGUGGCCGCCCGUCACCGUUCUAAUCACGGCCGCUGGACGGCGCAGCCGCGGCACGUUAGAAAGGUUAUUAUGUGUUUUAAUUAGCUUUCUUCCUUAACGUCGCAUCUCGAAGGAUUUCCGUGAGAAUUAUUGCAUACCAUUUCGGAUCUUGUUAUAUAGCAUGUCCGCAUCAGGAUUGUUUCUGAUAUGUAUCGUUGUCUACAUCAGUUAUUGUUUCGGUUAUA